CUGAGCUCUCUCUCUCCAUGAACUGUUCAACCCUCCACUUGCCUGCUGAACAGAGGCUGGACAGCUGUUUAGAGAGGAGAGCGUACAAAGGGAUGUGAGAGACUUUUUUUUAAUUUCACGUUGGACUUCAGUCAUUUUGUUUUCUUUUUGGGAGACACUGGCAAUGUCUGAGGGCAUUGUGAGGAAGGUGCAGCCCUUCACCAUUGGGACAAGGCUGUCAGUUCCAGCUGUGCCAAAAUGCCAGGACUUUACACAGACUUAUCUGCCCAGCGAGGCUCUGGAUAACUGCGUGUUACAGCACAACCUGAACUCGCUCUACCUCAGUCGGUCACAGGUUUGCGCACAUGGACCCUGUCUGGUCCCGCCGAUUGUUCAGCAGGUCGCUCCGGUGAAACGCGACCAGGAGCACAUGGCAGCAGAGGACCAGCUGAACCAGAAUGUCGCCUCCGCUUCUGCUGUGUCCAGAUCCAUUAAGAAGAUCACAAUCUCUGGGAGUAAAGACAGAUCAGAGGAUAAGACGACAGUGGGACCGGCACAGCUUUCAAUCACAGGAUCCACAUCUGAAAACAACAAUAACAACAACAACAUCACCACCAGCACAUCGGAUCCACAUCUGCCCAGGAUUGUGGGAGUGAGCUGUGAGAAUAAACCUAAUUCUCAGUUUAAGGUUUUACUCAGAAAAGAGAGCAGUGAUGAAUUUCAGGCCACGCUGCAACAAACCAGGAUGAAAAUGAAAGGAGAAGAAUCAGUCCAAACGGUCUCAGUGCCUGAACUGAAGAAGAAAGAGCCUCAGAGGAAGGAAAGUCAUCCACACACCCAGAAUGAAGUACUGGCAGCUGUUACAUCCCAGAGUGACUGCUUCACUCAGCGCAACUCGCUCUUCAACAAGGAAGUACUGCAGGCAGAAGCCUGGAUCAAAGGCAAGCUGCAGGACCUGAAGGAUGGAUGUAAUAUUCAGUGCUGCCCCCUGCAGGACUGGGAGGAAGCCUCGCAGACGCUCCAGAGAGACCUAAAAGACUUUGAGAACACCCUCAUUCAACUGAACCAGAUGGGUGAGCAGCUGAUCUGCAAGCUGAACCCCACAUCCGAUCUGGUGAAGAAGCAGCUCAGCCAGCUCAGGGACCAGUGGCUGACCCUGAAACAGAUGGCUGCAAAUCAGACGAGGGCCCUCGGUGGAGCUAAGAACCUGCAGGAAUUCAACAAAAAAGUGGACAAGCUGGAAGCAUGGAUUAAAGAAAAGCAGGAAGAGGAGCAGUCUCUGGUGAAUGUCCUGGGGGAAAAUGUUGACAAAAUGCAGUUGACCAGGAGAAUAUUAGAUCUGAAACAGGAUGAGCAGCUCCACAGAAACCUUCACGAGGAGAUCAACAACUUGGCACUAAAACUGGAGAAACAGGGGAAGACAGAUGGCAAAAACAUCUCCAGCAGGAGGAAACAAAUCAAUAAAAUGUGGCUGAAGGUCCAGUCUCACCUGAAAAACUACCAUGAGAAUCUUCACCUGGCCCUGGAGGUGUCCUCGUUCUACCAGCAGGCUGAUAACACAUUGCUUGCUAUUAACAACAUGAGGAAGAGCAUGUCUACAUCCAAAGAGCUGGACAGCUUUGGAGACAGAGAAAUCCGUGACAUCGGCAGUCAGAUCAUGAUGUUAGAUGUGAGUGUGUCCCAGCUGUCUAACCUCCAUCCUGCCCUGGCUGCCAGCGUCACACAGAAGCAGAGCGAGGUGAAGGACUGCUGGACGCUUCUUCAGAAGGUUUUCAGAGCCAUAAUUGGAGCGAAGCCCUGCUGUCAGCACCACAGUGACCUCCAGCUCUGCUCGACCUGCAGGAGUGACAGGACCACACUCUCUCUCACUGGCUCCACUUUCACCAGGGAAGAUGCUGACCUCCUGACACCGGCCCGAGAGCCUCAGUGCAUCAUGGGAACGGAGACACAUGGGAUCAUGGGAAAGGAGGUGAAGGAGGAGCAGAAUCGUCUGAAAGGCUGUGUGAUCUCCGCUGACUGUGGGAGUGGUAGAAGAACACAGAGCAACCAAAGCCCAGAGCAGCAAUCAGUGAACCACACCUCUCCAGCAGCGGGAGACGGUCCAGCCUGCGCAGAUGAUGCCAUCGUCAGACAUCAAUUGAAGGGGGAAAGCAGGAAGCCCAGAGCAGAGACCAAGCUCACCGCCGCCCCGCGAGGCCACCCACAGCUUCACAUCCAGCUUCAGAAGUUCACUGUGUCUGCUGACAAGACUUUGUCCUGGCUCAAAGACAAUGUGUCCAUAGCUACACAGGUGUGUUCAAUAGCCAGCUUUGAGGGCCUGGAGGCAGCCAGGAGGUGUCAACACACACUUGAACAAGAAAUCCUCACCAACAGAGCCAGGAUAGAGGUGGUCAAAAGGGAGGGCCACGGGUUGGUCCGUGCACAGCAUCCAGGCAGCACCAGGAUCGAGGAGUUCCUCGGCCAGCUGGAGGUCCUGUGGGAAGAAUUGAGAAGGAGGCACCAGAGGAAUGCUGUGUUCCUGCAGGCCUCAGAGGAGCUGGGCUUUCGGGCUGUGAAAGUGCUCCAGGCCCUUGGCAGCCUGGAGGCCUGGCUGGAGUCUGUGGAGCUUUCCAUGAAGGAAUCUGCAUUAGCCGGUGACCCUGAGACGAUGAGCGUGGCUGAGAGGGAGAGCUGUCUGCUGGAAAGAGAGGUGGCAGCUCGGAGCCUGGAGCUCAGCGCUCUGAGGCAGGAGGUGGAGCGGCUGCACGGCCACAGUCAAACCCACACACGAGGGCUUCCAGCGCGCAUGGAGGAGGUGGAGAGAAAGUAUCACCGUGUCCAGAGUGCCCUGACCCAGCAGAGCUCAGAGCUGCAGGACACUCGCAUGCUGACUGAGUUUCUGGAGCGCGUGGAGCUGGAGGAGAGCCAGGAGCUCAGCGGGAGUCGAUACAGCCUCGGACAGCCUCUCCACAGUGAAAUUUCCUCAGCUCCUACGUUGCUGGGACUCCAAAGCAGCAGCGGUGGAUGUGGUGAGCCCCUGAUAGAAGCCAUGGGGAACCCUGUGGAGGAGCUACGAGAAGCUGUGGAGAUGCUGAACGACACCGUGAGGGAAAGAGGCCGAUCACAGAGCCACGAUCAGGCCAUCCAGGAGCUGCUGAGCAAGCAUGCCAGCCUGGCGGUGCGGGUGGAGGAGCGCUUGUGCUGCAGUAAGGAUCUGGGCCUGGACAUCCUGGAGAAGGAGACAGACAUGGCCAUCCAGUGCGAGCCAGACCACUGCGGCCUCGAGGCUCUGCAGGAGAAGCAGGACCACCUGGAGAUUGACUAUGAAAUCAUCAGGGAGGAUGUAAAGGAGAUGAAGGACCAGGCUUCUCGGCUGAAGGAGCUGUGCCCAGAGAGAGUGCACGUGCUCGGGGCAAAGAUCCAGGCGACGCUGCAGGCCUGGAGCGAGCUGGGAAAAAGUGUGACGGAGAACAAGUCACGUCUGCGAGAGUUUGUGCAGCUCCAGGACUUCUUCAGGAGCUACCUCGCCAUGAUCUCAUGGACUGAGGACACCAGGUCGUGCAUUUUCUCAGAUACCGCCUUGCAUCUUGGGAGAGACGGACAGAAACCACUGGCUGCAGAGCUGGACAUGCAGAUUGAGGAAAAGUUUAAUGAGUUUGAUGAGCUGGCAGCCACAGGGAAGACUCUAUUAGACAAAGAGCAUCACCUCACACAGAUGGUAAGAGAGCGCAUGGAGGAGCUGAGGAAUAUGCUUGGGUGGAUACUGGUGCACUGGAGGGCUCAGAAACAGCAGUGGCUUCACAAGAAGAGCAGACAGGAAUCUUCACAAGAUAAUAUUUACACAGAGGCGACAGUGUGCCCUCCAGAGACUUCAGCUCCUGAGCCAGAGUUCUUCCAGUCUCAACCGUCUCCGGUCAUCAGUCCUUGUGAAGACACAACAAAGACAGCGAGAGACAGUCAGCCCUCAUCUCUGCUGCCCCGACAUGUCGAGAAGCACGAAGAGAAGCAGUUAGAGGACGGUUAUGAGGUCAUGAGCAGUAUCGGAGCUCAGGGCGACUCUCCCAAAGCCAACAUCAUGGUGCUCAAAGAGAGCAGCAGCCCGCCUUCAGGGGGAACGGUCAACCUCAUCCUCAGCUUUGGUAACACAGGGGACAGCAAGGUUCAGGUGCUCGACCUGCCUGCUACAGUGGAUGAGGUAGUGGAGGAGACCUCUGAGCCCAUCCACAGGCCCACUGUGCCUCAAUCUUCUGCCUGUAAAAACUUUUGGAGGCGCUGCCAGGGGCUUUUGGAAAAUACUUUGGGUAGUUUAAAGCGAAAGAGAAAGAUUUAUCGGCAGAGUGCGAAUGAGGUAAGUACCUACUUGCAUGUCAAGGAUAACAACCUGGCUGUGGCCCCUGUGUAUGAGAGUAUCACCCUGCCCCGACAAAAGAGCCGCUCUGCAGCCUCGGCCUCCCCUACCUUCUUGCCGUCCUCCUCCUUGCCGUCUCCCUCGGCGGCUGCACCGCAGUCCGCCAACGUGACCUUCCACCCUUCAGCGGGGAGCGGCAGCACCUCCAUCUUCAGCAGCCUCAAGAGGAUGGGCAAAAAGAGAAAGAGGAAGAGAGACGCUCGCAGGCACACAAUUCAGAAAAUCAUGGGCGUGGAGGAUCGAACAGAUGGGAUGCCUCAUUACGCCUGCGAGACUGUCACUUAUGACACACACACAUGGCCCCUGAAGGAAGGUCGAAGGAAGAAGGCCUCAUCAAAGACUGGGGAUGAGGUCGAAGCUAUGGCCUAUAUGAAGAAUCCCCUCCUGAAGGACAUUGAUACAGAGUGUUCAGGAGAAUACAGCGUCAUUCCAUAUGCUGUAUCAGCAGCACCAACCACUUCCCCCUCAGCAGGUCAGAUGAGAAGUCACUGCAGGUUCCUCUCACUGGGUUCUGUGCUGAGCUUUGAUCUACCUAAAGACAUGACCCUCAUCCCCAGCAUUCAGGACAUCAUCACUAUCGCUCCUCGAGAGUCCAAAAAAGGGGGAGGGACGGAUCCGGACCCCCAGAGACACACAGUCCUGAGCUCCUUCAGACAGACUCGACCUGUUGCUGCCGUCACUCACAGUCCGGCUGAAAUCACCCUUUCUGAAACACAGCCUUCAACAGUUGUAGGAAGAGAUUUACCUGAUGUGGACAAGAGCUUCCAACCUUCCCUAGAAGAAGAUGAGGAUCAGGCUGUACCAUGUAAUGACUUAUCUAAAGCCCAGUUCAAUCUGCGUGAGGAUGCAGAGCAGGAGUGGGACAAAAUGUUAUCGGAAAUUAAAACGAGUCCAGCUGAAAAAGAUGGAGCCAGCCAGCCUUCACAGCUGCCUAUUUAUGUGAACCAAGGCCCCACUUCCACUCCGGCUGCACACAAACACGAGUGUCUUAGUGUCCAUACUCUCAUUAGAGACCUGAAUGGGCACAUGUACCAUAAAUGCACCAGGCCUCAGUGUAUGCAUGAGGAGAACUCUGGACUUCAAUCAAGCCAAGCUUCUCACAUGACAGUGAAUCUGAAGUCAACGGUGAGCGUGAGUGUUCGUCAGGACUCUGUGGACUCUGGCAUCUCCACCUCCAGCAGCAUCAAGCUUUGCUCAGAUGCUCCAUGUCCAGAGAACCAGCGGCCUAAGGGAGUGGUGGGGAGACUCAUUUCUCUCGAGGUUGGAGGUAUCGACUGCACUAGAACAAGAGAGAACGAUGGAGCAUCCUCAGGUCCUUCUCCAGACUCAGCAGUGAUCGAAGCAGAGCCUGUUCACCUCGACCACCAGCAGUUUGAAGAGGAAGAAGAAGAGCUGGAGGACAUCUGGAACCAGACUUCUAACUACAGGCAGAGCAUCUGCUCAGACAUCAUGUACCAGCCCAACCAGGAAGACUCCAUAAACUCAGACCCAUCAGCAGAUCCUGUCUGCCGCUCACCCUCAGCUACGACUCCACCGGUGCUCUACAGGAACCUGGUCACAGCCUCAGCACCCAACCUCCUUGUGGCUGAGUUCAAAUUGCCGUCGCACAUUCAGAGCUUGCUGGGAUACGACAAGGGGCUGAGUCCCAAAGGUCACCUUCCUCCGCUGGCUACAGGCGACAGGAGGUCCUGGGCGGCUUUUCCCAACAGGGAACCAGCCAGCAAGACUUCAGCGACCGUGAACGAGACCGCAUCUGAUCCGGUGAAGCUGCCUGACGUAGGCGACAAUCAGAGAUACAUUUAUCAGUACAGAGAGGAUGAGGAGGAGGAGGAGGAAGAGGAGGCAGAGGUGGGGGAGGAGGUGGACGAGCUCGCAGGUGGCUUGAAGGACCAGUCGAUGAGUCUGCUGUCUGUUCAUAUGGGUUUGGAUGGAGCCUGUGAACAGAGAAAAGCCUCACAAAGCCUGGCGGACAUGGAGAGGCCAGAGGAGCUGGUGGCCACAGGAGGGCGCUGUUUCACUCUGAGUGGAAAGCCUGAGCUGCAGACGAUGGAGGGAACACUCGAGAGGAAGCACAAGCUGCAGCUGGGAGGAAAGAAAGCCGCCUCCAGAGGCUGGAACUCCUACCAUGCUGUCCUAUAUAGACACACCUUGUGCUUCUACCAGGAUAGGAAGGAUACACUGAGGAGUUCUGCAUGUGGCCUGCCGCUGAACCUGACAGGAGCUGAGUGUUCACCUGCGCCAGACUACACCAAAAAACCCAACUGCUUUCGACUGCGGCUCCGUGAUGGGUCUGAAUAUCUGCUUAACGCCUCUUCACGCUUUAUGAUGAAGAAAUGGAUGAUGAAAAUACAAGCAAACACAGGUCAGAGUGUGUCUUCAAUAUCAGGUGCCCCUGGUGAUCAAGACAUCUCCAUUUCCUUAAAGCCCUCUCUCUGCUACGGAUGCCGUGAUCCAGCUGUUUGCCGCUGCUCCUCCCGACACGACAUCACCCGCACAUUCCCGAGGAACAAACCGCCACCGGGUAGCGCCCAAGCCAAAGAGAUUGUUGUCCUCACCAGAGACUUCAGCCACAUGCCACAGGCUCACUUAAAGAGACUGGAUGAGCAGCCGACCAUCUCGUCCUCAGGCUGCUGUGAUGAUGAUGAUGAUGAAGGCAGUUUACAGCAGACGGUGACUCACAGACUCUCUGGAGGAUUCAGAGACAACUCCCCUGUAUCCAGCGGUCAGGACUGGCUCAGCAGCAAGCACCGCUCCCACUCCUUCACAUCAGCAACUUACCAGAAGAUCAAGCCCAUGUUGCACACCCCUGGAGGAAAAGGCCUGGACCGAGGCUCCAACUACUGCGUGACUCUGGUGGUGGGAGACAAGUCAACAGAUGGGGCUUCAGUCAGCAGGAGCUCUGAGCCUCCACUGCUGGCCUCAGCUGGAUGGCAGCAGGACACGUACCAGGACUCUGCUCUGAGAAGCUACGCCAGCCUGCCGCGGCCACGAAACAAGUCUGUCUUUAAGAAGUUCUUUGGGAAAAAGGACCUCUAAGUUUGUAAAUGAUGAUUUCUACUAAUAAAGGGUUUUACAGAUAGUUUCUAAUGUGCAGUGCACAUAUUAAGCAAAAGAAGAAAAAGAAAAAAACACUACUACUGACCAUAUUUAUGAUUGAAAGACCACAGUUUUAUUUUUGAUGUGCUUUAUAUAAAUCACUUCACGUGCAGAACGUUCCUUAUAAAAGUCCUUUUCAUGAGUGUUUAUAUUACUUCUUUCCUUUUACUGUAUGAGUGUGCCCUGUGUAGUUGCAGAUUCGAUUGUCUUAUUUCAGUCAUAUUUCUUUUUCUCUCUGUGAUUAACAGUUCUGGCAAACCCUCCCACUCAGCAGAGAAUCGGUUUAGACUCCCAGUGACUCUCAUCUUGACUCGAUUAUGACUAAGUAUUAAAAA
This is a messenger RNA of Acanthochromis polyacanthus (spiny chromis), 7797 nucleotides long. RefSeq lists its product as uncharacterized. Gene Ontology annotation, cellular component: cell projection; Z disc; cell junction. Bases 164 to 7402 code for a protein of 2412 amino acids. Gene Ontology annotation, biological process: actin cytoskeleton organization; muscle cell development. The record is from RefSeq and is a predicted model, not a curated record. Gene Ontology annotation, molecular function: actin filament binding; phospholipid binding. NCBI's taxonomy places the organism in Eukaryota, Metazoa, Chordata, Actinopteri, Pomacentridae. The transcript is spliced from 34 exons.